ACGAAAAAGCAGGUUAAAAAUUGAGUUUUAUUAUAAAAUAAUAAGACGUUGUUUUGAAUAUUAUAUUUGUCGUUACAAUGGUUACGUUCGUUUUUACGCGCGUGAUUUAAAUUGAAUACCUUUAUUUCUUUUUAUUUUAUCAAAUUACAGAUUACACAAUGAACAAGUAGAAAGUGUUGUAGAAUUUUCUUUUUUUUUUUUGUUUUUUUUUGAAAGAAGUAAAUUAAAAAUACAUUUUGAAAUAUUAAAUGAUGAUCAAAAUUAACGAGUUACAAAAAAAAAAAAAAAGAAAAAACAAGAAGAUUUGAAAUCGCGCGCAUAAAAGCGAAAAAAAUCUUUUAUCACCGCUUUCUCGUGCUUGCACAACUUACGUAGUAGUUUGGUAAGCGAUAGAUGGGUAUUGUACUUCCAACACGCUAUUAACCUCUUUCACUUACGAUCUAAUGCCAAAAAAAAGAAAAAAACAAAUAAAAAAAUAAAAACGAGUAACAAUAAAUCCAUCUACAAGUCAAGAUGUCAAAUAUUAAUUUGUCGACUUUUAUCAUUUCUCUUCUUCUUCUUCUUUGUUUCUUUUGUCCUUUCCUUUGAAUGAAACGUCGUAUUUUUUUUGUUAUUAAAUAAAAAUCAUUUUUUUCAACUACGCAUAGUUCAUUGAUUGAUUAGAGCAGUACAUUCGAUAAAAAAAAAUGGAAGAACUUGGUUCGAAUUCCGGUUCACGUUUCGUUCAGUCAAUUUUUCUAAACUGAUGAACAAAUGUUUUAAUUCUUAUUAAAUUUAAAUGUUACAAAUAUUAUUUGCAUAAAGAAAUUAGUUUAUUUAAAACAAUGAUUUGUGCGUGUGUGUGUGUGUGUAAACGGUGUUGAUAUUUGUUAGAAAAUUUUAACCGUGUGUUAAGUGUUACACUAAUUAAUUAACAAACAAUUACAAAUAUACAUUUGAAAUGAGGUUAAGAAAUAAUUUACGUAAAGGUGGCGCAUCGAUAAACUGUUUUUCAUUUGUUUUUGUUUUUGUUUUUUUUUUCAAACGAAGAAAAAGUAUUGUUUACAACUGUUAAUGUAUUUUUAAUUAAUUUUUUUUUUUGUAAUAACUAUCAAUUGUAGAAUUAAAUUGUACUUAUCAAUAUUAAACACACACACAUAUACACACAGAUAUAAAUACACAUAGCAGAGAAGUAAGGCACUUUCUAUUUCUUUAAAUUCAUACUUCAAUCGAUCGAUUAUUCUCAACGACGUAAAAAGCUAGGAGAACAAACGAGUACACUGUUUUACUUUCGUAAACGUAUAAGAUAUUGAUAAGUAUCCAACGAAAGAUACAUGCACGGUUAGACACGACUGAAUUAAAUUACGAAGUAAACGUUCACAUAUUUAUAUAAUGUAAAUUGCACAGCACCAACGAUCUUCCAUAAAAUUGUCGACACAAGUAUUUUGCAUUCAAUAUUGACAGCAUGAACGUUAUUUAAAUCUCUCCAGGCUUAAAAAUCAUUUUUGUAUUUGACAAAACAAACCAGAACACAAUACACACGUCUUUCGUAUUAAAAAGAAUAAGAGAAAGAUUUAAAAAAUAAAUGAAUACACGUUUUAAAUCGACAUGACAACGAUUACGAGGGAUAAAACAAAUCAAAAUAAGAUGGGGAAGGAAGAACAGCGUACAGUCGAAGAAGAGAAAGACUACUGAGAGUGGGCUCGAUCGUUCACCGUGCUGUUCUUCCCGUUGAUGGUGGAAGGAAGUGAGAAGGAAGCGAGACGACAGGUGACUGGUGGAUAAGCCCGCCAUGCGCAUCGCCUUCGGCCACAGUCGGUCGCGGUCGGCCGGCUUCGGAGCUCUCUGGUGGGGACGAGCAGUGUAUCCGUGACGUCACAUAAUUAGAGUAAAUACAAAGUAGUCUUGAUGGGGCAGCAGCGUGCGCCGCAUCGUGAGUCGCUGGUCCGCGCGCGUCAAACUUAUAUCGUCUCGAUACACGACACCCGUGGCUUACCUUAUAGUUGUGUGUUUGUUCUUAAGGAUCCUAGAUGACUGUGAGAACAGUGAGUGACGUACGCGAAACUAAGAAAUGGAUAAGAUAGAGUUGCUGGGCGGUGCUUGUUUCAGCCACGGCCCAUACACAUUUUAUAAAGCCGUUAGGAUAGGAAAUGGACGUGUCCUUCGGCUUGGCAAUUUUUUCUUGACAAAACUUUGGAGUGACGCAGAUCUCGUCAGUAUAGGUGAACUUCAGUUACUUUGGAUGGACAGCCGUGGACCGAAUCAACCUUUGGCAUCGUUACGGCUCUAUUUCCUUCCGGAAAACACCCCGGAUGGUCGUAGGGACACUCACGGAGAGGACGAAGUACUGACAAUAUCGGAAAAAGUAGUCGUUCGUGUUCACGAUUUGGUUACUUGGUUAUCACCAUCAUUGGAAUGGUCUUGGGGUCGAGAAAUUUUCAAACCAAGUUCACCAACCCCAACAUCCUCUCCGGAAAGUAGUCCACCAAGAUACGAAAUUCCUCAGCCUCAAGUGUUGACUGAUCCAGGGAUCGAUUUUUCUGACGUUGACAAACAACAGAAAGAAUACGAGAGCAAUAUUAAUUCAUCGAAAAAAUCCGAUUGCGAUGGUCAAACCAAAGUGGUUGUUCUUUCGUAUCCGAGGUAUUGUAGAUAUCGAGCCCUUUUAAGAAGAUUGGAAGGAGCGGAACCGUCGUGGCUUUGUUCUUCGAUUGCUGCUGCCCUUGGUGGUUUUACGGCUACACCUGGAACACGUGUAUUGUUCUGUAGAGACACUUUCGAUUAUCCGGAUUUGGAAACACACGAAUUACUUUGCAAUCAUUUAGCGCCUAAAUUGAAAGGACGGCCACGAAGGAAACGUAAAAAGCGAAGUGCAUCACCGGGUGAAUCUAGCAACGAGAGUGAAGCAUCGGUUGCAUCAUCGUCAAAAUGUGCAUCGACAAAUUCAAACAACCAACAAUUGGUACCAGCUCCUGUUGGAAGGCCACCAUCAUCGGCUGUACGACGAAGCGAACGGAAAACCAGUGCCGAAGAAAAGAAAUUCAUGGUCGAUGUACAAACUUUUAUGAGUUCUCGGGGUACACCAGUUGGAAAGAUGCCAUUAUUGGGAUACAGACAAAUCGAUCUGUUCCUAUUUUACACAAAAGUACAGACACUCGGUGGAUACGAUUCCGUUAGUGCCGGAAGACUUUGGAAAACCAUUUACGACGAUAUUGGUGGUAAUACUGGAUCCACUAGCGCAGCAACCAUAACUCGUAGACAUUAUGAAAGGUUGCUUUUGCCUUAUGAAAGGUAUCAGAGAGGUGAAGAACCCAAAGUGAGAUUAACACAUGGAAGACGUACGAAAACGAGUAGUAUAUCUGAAAGUCCAGUGGAUGAGGGUCAAGAAACAAGUGACUCUCGUUCUUCGGGGACACCACCAUUGGUUGAAACACCUCCUGUAAACACUUCUCCACCUUUGCAACCAGUUUUAUCAACAACGUCAUUUCCAUCAAACGAGAAACCAAAAUCAGAGAACGUCGGGAAAACAUCCUCUUUGCGUAGCGUGAGAGUGAAACCAGAACGUCUCAAAUCAUUGAAUACGAUAAUAGCUAACAAUACACCACCUACUAGCCAGCAAAGUAACCAACUGCCAAGUCCUCCACCGUCAUCGAACACACCAAUCUCAACUCCAAGUAGUACACCUUCAACGACGCCCACGAUCGUCACCGGUAAUCAAAGUGUUCUUGAACGUCAGUUAAAUAGUCCACUCGUGUCACAGCAAGUACCACCGUCCUGUUCGUCUCCAGGAUUACCAGUGAGCACAGUAGCCAUGAAUGCGUCUACGGUAGUUACGUUGACACCACCACCUGAAAAAGACAUGAAAGAGAUUAAAUUAGAUCCUAAGCAAACGACUCUGUUGGCACAGGGUAAAGAAAACAUACCUUUGUUCGGUGAGAAACCAAUAUUUACGGAGAAGGCGAUAGUCGUUCCGCCAAGAUCACCGGAAGUGAUUGAUCUCGAAACAGAAAGUGAUACGAGUAGGGAUAAAAUAAUAAUACCAAGUUUUAAGAAGCGAAAGUUGGAAAUUUUACGAGAAGGUGGUCUCGAAGUUACCGCUGUUGAACUUGAUUCGCGACCUAGUGUGAUCCAGAGCAGCUUGACACCGACCCCACCAUCAACCAAACCCGAGGAGAAGUUGCCUUCUUCGCCUUAUCCACUUUCUGUUACACCUAGUUCUGUGCCGAAGCUUAUCUCCGUCACUGUCACACCUGAUAUAGGACAUAUGUUGCCAUCACCUCAGGAAAAUAAUCAGACCAAUCAUCAUCACCAUCAGCAGCAUCUGCAGCCGCAUCCGCAGCCGCAUUCGCAGCCGCAGCCUCAGCCGCAGCAGCAUCAGCAACAACAGCAACAACAGCAACAACAGCAGUUGCAGCAACAGCAGCAGCAGCCACAGCAGCCUCGGUUUCAAUCCCAAGGAAAACAACAACAUCCCGUCCAUUAUAAUAACAAUAAUAGUACGACGAACAACAACAUCAAUAAUAGUACGACGAAUAGUAAAGUUAUUAAUCUUGGUAGUUCGAACAAUGCUGGAUUAUUGCAAUUGUAUGCGAAUGCCAAUAUGGUACCAGGAUCGACUACGCAAAUGGUUAAUAAUUCCAAUCAUCGUUUUGUACCACCGAACGUUCCUAACGGGAGAAUAAUAUUACCGCCGAAGGUUACGCAAUCGAGGUCAAUUUUCGCGCACAACGAAAAAACAGUAUACGGAAAUCCAAAAGACGUUCUUAUAUCUCCAAGGUAUCGUCCCCUACAUCAGCAGCGGAUACAGCCACAUACGAUUUGUAACAACAGUGACUACAGUGGAAAUAGCGGAGUUCUCGAUCUAACUCAAAAGCCAACUGAAAAGGCUACUUUUUCGAGGCCGAGUCUCGAGAUUGUUAGGGUACCUGUAGUGCCGAGGCCUAAUCCGCUCAAUUUAGAAAUGAGGAAAUCACCGACGAUCAAAGAUAAACCAAUGGAAUGUACGAUAAAACGAGGCACGUUUCCAAAUUAUCAAUCAGUUCUUGAUAGUCGGACUAUGGCAUCGAAUAAUUUAGAAAUCACGUUAGUCAAUCCUAAGCAAAAAACUAAUUAUAACGGUGUAGUACCGUCUCACGUGCAAAUACCGAGCCCACCUAACAGAACUAAUAAUCAUUAUCAUUCGGUAGCACAAAGGAGACAAAUGAACGGUAAAUAUUGUGGAAGAAACGAACCAGUCUCACCUUAUACACCUAGGAAACAACCCACGCAUCCCGUAAUACCCAAUGUACCUAAUUUAAAUCAUCUGAAUAGUGUGAACCCUUCUUCUUAUCCUAGAAUGACUAACGUUCAACAACAAAUAAGUAUAGAUAGAAGGAAAACAUGCGAGGCUGGUAAAGAUCAGCAACAACGUAGAAUUAGCGACGGUGAUAAACCUGUAGUGUUGCAACCACAUCAGCAAGACAUUAGUAGACAGACGGCAGAGAUUGGUCGGCGUCACAGUGUACCAAGUAUACCUUCCGGUUUUAUACCCACUGUGCCACCAAGCAAUUCAGCUUUUCUCUCGCAACUGCCAAACACUUCAGGCAAGUUCCUACCAAUGUUGGACCCUGUGUACUAUUCAGCCUUUUACAAUGGCUUGUUUCCACCUCCAAUACCACAUGCAGCUGGAACUUCCUUUCUACCACCGGAGUUCAGCGCUUACUACAAGGAACUAUUAGCUUCCUCGCAACCAAGACUGGGGAUGACAGGUCAGCAUCAACCCGCUGUACCGACAUCCAAAUAGACAAUGGGAUCUCGUCCAGCAUAUCUGGUCUAACACAAAUAUGGAUGGUGGCUUAAUUUUUAAAGACAUGAUCCGUUGGACUUCCUUGUUGUGUAAAUAAGUGUUAACAAAAAAAAAAAAA
Molecule: messenger RNA, 5882 nt
Organism: Polistes dominula (European paper wasp)
Lineage: Eukaryota; Metazoa; Arthropoda; Insecta; Hymenoptera; Vespidae
Biological process (GO): regulation of transcription by RNA polymerase II
Cellular component (GO): nucleus
Molecular function (GO): transcription cis-regulatory region binding
Source: RefSeq, a predicted model, not a curated record